This is a messenger RNA of Mesorhabditis spiculigera, 1179 nucleotides long. NCBI's taxonomy places the organism in Eukaryota, Metazoa, Nematoda, Chromadorea, Rhabditida, Rhabditidae. The record is from the annotation of a GenBank genome assembly.
AUGGUCGCUUCACGGUUCUCUGGAACUUUUAUCCGCUCCCUCUCGACGACGGGUGCCGCUCGGGCACAGAACAACGCCAAUGUCAACCAGGAGAUGCUGCGUUUCCGAUCCGUUGUUACCCCAGCCGCCAGGAAAAUCCCUGGUCGCUACGGCGGUCGGCACACCGUCACGGCUCUGGCCGGUGAUGGUAUUGGUCCUGAGAUGGUGGAACAUGUGAAGUCCGUCUUUACAUUGGCUCAUGUUCCUGUUGAUUUCGAGGAGCUGAACCUGAACUCUUCGAGCAUCGGUGCGGGCGAGAACGAUUUGCAGGAGGCCAUCACUUCGAUCCGUCGGAAUGGUGUUGCAUUGAAGGGCAACGUUGAAACGAAGUUUGACGAUCCCGCCUUCAUGUCUCGCAACAUGGAGCUGCGCCGCUCUCUGGAUCUUCGAGCCAAUGUUCUUCAUUGCUCGACUAUCCCUACUAUUCCCAGCCGCCACACGGGCAUCGACAUCAUCAUGAUCCGUGAAAAUACGGAGGGCGAAUACUCUGGUCAGGAACACGCCUGCGUCCCAGGGGUCGUCGAAUCGCUCAAGAUUGUCACGAGGGAGCGCAUCGAAUGGAUUUCUCAUUUUGCCUUUGACUACGCUCUUCGUCACAAUCGCAAGAAGAUCACCGCGGUUCACAAGGCGAACAUUCAGAAGCUUGGUGAUGGUCUCUUCCUGAAGGUUGUCAACGAUGUCGCCAAGCUUUACCCUUCGAUCGAAUGCGACGCCAUGAUCGUCGACAACGCCUCCAUGCAGCUGGUAUCGCGGCCUCAGCAAUUCGACAUCAUGCUCAUGCCCAACCUAUACGGAAACAUUAUUUCCAAUAUCGCGUGCGGUCUGGUUGGUGGUGCCGGCUUGGUGUCGGGGAUCAACAUCGGUAACGACUAUGCUGUCUUCGAAACGGGUACGCGCAACACCGGAACGUCGUUGGUCGGCAAGAACCUGGCCAACCCAGCCUCCUUCCUCCGCGCCAGCGCCGACAUGUGCAAAUACUUGGGCUUGAGCGAACAGGCCGACAUGAUCAGCGAUGCUGUUUUCCGCACCCUUACCGAGAAGCUGAUUCACACCCCGGAUAUCGGAGGCAAACACACCACCAGCGAUAUGAUCCGCUCGGUCCAGGAGUUCCUUAUUCAGGAUAUGGAGCGUCGCAGCCAA